UGCUGCAACUGCAACCGGAUGCACUCCAGCUUGUCCUCCAACAUGGCAACCAGGUGGGGGAUCUGCAGCGCGGGGAAGAUCAGUCACGACUUCACGGUCGCCCUAAAGUCGCUACCGCCUGAACACCACCAGGUUGUGGCAGUGGCUGCUCGAAACUUGGAGCACGCGGAGGAGUUUGGCAAAAAGCACAGCAUCCCUGCACGAUACGGCAGCUACGAGGAACUGGCCCAAGAUCCAAACAUUGAUGUCGUGUACAUCGGUGUGAUCCACCCCUGCCACCUGAAAACCUGCUUGCUCUUCAUGGAUGCCCAAAAAAAUAUUUUAUGUGAGAAGCCUCUGGCCAUGAACGCCAAGGAGGUGAAGGAGAUCCUGGGGUCGGCCAAGAGGAAUGAUGUCUUUCUCAUGGAGGCUGUGUGGAGUCGAUUCUUCCCGGCCUCGGUGGAGAUCCGGCGGCUGCUGGUUCAGGGAGAAGUGGGUGAGGUGAAAAUGGUGAGGGCCGAGUUCGGCUGGCCCCUCAUGAAUGUGCCGAGAUCAGUGGACAAGGAGCUGGGUGCGGGAACCACGCUGGAUCUCGGCAUCUACCCGCUGCAGUUCGCCAUCAUGGUGUAUGGUGGAGAGAAGCCCCAAAGCAUCAAGGCCAUGGGCGUCUGUACAGAAACUGGAGUGGACGAGACAGUGGCGAUCACUCUCAAGUUCUCCAAAGGCCGCAUGGCCGUGAUCACCAGCUCCUCGGGACUGGAGCUCGACAACGACGCGGUCAUCGUAGGCACCAAGGGGAAAAUCAAGAUCCCCGCUCACAUGUGGUGCCCCACCUCCCUGGUCGUCAACGGGAAGGAGAGCCAGUAUCCUGUACCGGAACCCUACUUGCCCCUCAACUUCCUCAACAGUACGGGAUUGCGCUAUGAAGCGGAGGCAGUGCGACAGUGUUUGCUCAAAGGGCUGAAGGAGAGUUCGGUGAUGUCCCACGCUGACUCCCUUCUUCUGGCCGAAGUGGAGGACGAGGUGCGUAGGCAAGUGGGCGUGAUCUACACCCAAGACUCAAAACUUGUAAUCCGUUGAUCUCGGAUCCGGGAACACAAACAGACACUCGCGAUGGCAACCAGGUGGGGAAUCUGCAGCGCUGGCAAGAUCAGCCACGACUUCAUGGUGGCCCUGAAAACACUUCCACCUGAAGA
Molecule: messenger RNA, 1175 nt
Organism: Syngnathoides biaculeatus (alligator pipefish)
Lineage: Eukaryota; Metazoa; Chordata; Actinopteri; Syngnathiformes; Syngnathidae
Product: trans-1,2-dihydrobenzene-1,2-diol dehydrogenase-like
Exons: 8
Coding region: 19-1059 (346 amino acids)
Molecular function (GO): nucleotide binding
Source: RefSeq, a predicted model, not a curated record